Peronospora matthiolae is the source of this 378-nucleotide messenger RNA. The record is from the annotation of a GenBank genome assembly. NCBI's taxonomy places the organism in Eukaryota, Oomycota, Peronosporomycetes, Peronosporales, Peronosporaceae.
AUGGCUCCUCCACACAAGACCAAGAAGAUCAGCAAGAAGCAGCAGCUGAAGUUCACGAUCGACUGCACGAUCCCAGUGGACGACCACGUGCUGGAUCCGGCCUCGUUCGAGAAGUUCCUGCAUGACCGAGUCAAGGUUGGAGGCAAGACGGGCGUGCUCGGAGAUGCUGUCACGAUCACCCGUGAGAAGACCAAGCUGCAGGUAGCGGCGGUGCCUCCAUUUAGCAAGCGCUACCUCAAGUAUUUGACCAAGAAGUACUUGAAGAAGCAGCAGCUGCGUGACUACCUGCACGUGAUUGCUUCGGACAAGAACACGUACGAGCUGCGUUACUUCAACAUCCACGAUGCUGGCAAUGACGCAGAAGAGGAAGACGAGUAG